Messenger RNA from Ceratina calcarata, 2040 nucleotides. It is a transcript of the gene Cdc23, whose product is annotated as cell division cycle protein 23. The coding region runs from base 212 to 1939 and encodes 575 amino acids. Gene Ontology annotation, cellular component: anaphase-promoting complex. Gene Ontology annotation, molecular function: protein binding. Gene Ontology annotation, biological process: protein ubiquitination; anaphase-promoting complex-dependent catabolic process; positive regulation of mitotic metaphase/anaphase transition. The transcript is spliced from 7 exons. NCBI's taxonomy places the organism in Eukaryota, Metazoa, Arthropoda, Insecta, Hymenoptera, Apidae. The record is from RefSeq and is a predicted model, not a curated record.
AUGACCAAAGUUCGAGCUAAAAGAUUUAAGAUUUGAGGUUAGGACUAAUUUAGUACAUAUAUAUGUAGAUAGCAGCAAACCAUAAUGUAUAUGUUAUUUUCCUACUCAACAUUUUGAUUUCAAUCGAAGAAAUUUGAUUUUAUUAUCAAAACGUGUAAAAUUGUUAUUUAAUUUCAUUACGAGUUUGAAUGAUUCAUGGAACUCACGUAGCAUGGAAGAAUCUGUCAAAUUUGAGAUUAAAGAGGUUAAGACCGACCUUUUACGCGCGAUAAAUGAAUGUUCUCAACGCGGUUUAUUGCAUACCACUAAAUGGCUAGCAGAAUUAAGUUAUUCCUUGAAAGAUGUAACAUUAAAUGUUCAUGACAUUACUGCUGACUUGUAUAUAUCUGAGACAAGUGAAGAAGAAGAUACAUAUAUUUUAGCAAAAACUUAUUUCGAUCUGAAAGAAUAUGAUCGAGCGGCUUAUUUUACCGAGCAAUGUAAAACGCCGAAAGUUCGAUUUUUGCAUUUAUAUUCUCGGUAUCUAUCGGGAGAAAAGAAAAAGAUAGAUGAUAUGACAGUGGUACCUCCAGAUCCUUUAAAAAACGAAAGCUUAAGAUUAUUAUGCGCUGAUUUAAGAAAAGAUCACAUGGCAGAUAAGCUUGAUGGUUUUGGUCUUUAUCUUUUUGGCGUGACAUUAAAAAAAUUACAACUUACCAGAGAUGCUAUAGACAUAUUAGUUGAGGCUAUUCAUAAGCAGCCCAUGCACUGGGGAUCCUGGUUAGAAUUAGCUUCUUUAAUUACAGAAAGGGAAAAGCUUGAAAAUCUGUGUUUGCCUAAUCAUUGGAUGAAACAUUUUUUUAUGGCCCAUAUGUAUUUAGAGCUACAGUUAAUAGACGAAGGUUUAGCUCUGUAUUGUGAACUGCAAUCAAUGGGAUUUGAAAAGAAUGGAUACGUACUUGCUCAAACUGCAAUUGCAGUCCAUUAUAGGAGAGAUGUUGAUAAUGCUAUAGAAACAUUCAAAAGGAUAAUAAAAGAGGAUCCAUAUUGUUUGGACAAUAUGGAUACAUAUUCCAAUUUGCUCUAUGUGAAAGAAAUGAAAGUGGAACUAGCAUAUUUAGCACAUAGAGCAACAGAAAUAGAUAAAUACAGAUUAGAGACAUGUUGCAUAGUAGGAAAUUAUUAUAGUUUAAGAGGUGAUCAUCAGAAGGCAGUAAUGUAUUUUCACAGGGCAUUAAAAUUAAAUCCACAGUAUCUUUCUGCUUGGACAUUACUUGGUCAUGAGUUUAUGGAAAUGAAAAAUACUAAUGGUGCUAUUCAUAGUUACAGACAAGCUAUUGAGGUGAAUAAGAGAGAUUACAGAGCAUGGUACGGUUUGGGUCAAACUUACGAAAUUUUGAAAAUGCCCUUCUAUGCACUUUACUAUUAUAAACAAGCUCAGUUGUUAAGACCACAUGAUAGUAGAAUGGUGCUGGCUCUGGGAGAAGCAUACGAAAAACAAGAUAAAAUACAAGACGCAUUAAAGUGUUACUAUAAAGCAUGCAAUGUUGGUGACAUUGAAGGAAUGGCACUAUUGAAAUUAGCUACUUUAUAUGAGAAAUUAGGAGAGGACGAUCAUGCUGCGGCAGCUUAUACGGACUUCGUGAUGGAUGAAUUUAGAAAUGCAGACAGGACCGAUUUAAGUCACGCGUAUAAAUAUCUAACGCAAUAUCAUUUGAAACGAGAACAGUUAGAUCACGCUAAUCAUUACGCUCAAAAGUGUUUGCAAUUUGACGAAACAAAAGAAGAAGCUAAAGCAUUGUUAAGAACAAUUGCACAGAAGAGGGGAAAAUUUGAACAUUCGAUGGUGGUAGAAGAUAUGAAUGAAACGGAUCCGGUUAUGGAGCAGGGAGAAAGGUCGGACGUUGCACCAGGAAGUCAGUUAUCGCCUAUGAAUUUAUCAUUUAUGCCUACGCCUUAAAAUACAUUGAAGGAUAUUAAUUACAUAUUUAUGGUAUCGCUUCACGCAUAUGUUGUACAUAUUUUUAAUAAGUAAUAAAUAAAACUUUUGUAUGAUAUUUU